Molecule: messenger RNA, 549 nt
Organism: Maylandia zebra (zebra mbuna)
Lineage: Eukaryota; Metazoa; Chordata; Actinopteri; Cichliformes; Cichlidae
Source: RefSeq, a predicted model, not a curated record
AUGUCUCUCCUUGAAGGGAAGCUGGAAAAUAAACUCAAGGAUGAGGAAAAGAGGAAUGAAGAAACAAGGGAAAAAGUCAAAAAGCUCAAGCAGGAGAAACAAGCAGCAGAGAAACUGAAGAAUCAGUUCAAGUCCAAAUGCCACGAGAUGAUCAACUCUGAGAAGGAGGAAAUCAUUCAGAAGCUGAUGGAAAUAUUUCCUACACUGGACUCAAAGCUGCAGUCAGAGAAGAAAACUGAAAUCAUCAAACAGCAGCUCCAGCAGGUGAAAGGCAGAGUAGAGAAACUGAAGAAUCAGUUGGAGAAGAAUUCUCACGAGAUGUUCAAAUCUGAGAUGGAGCUGGAUGAAUUCAUUCAGAAGCGGAUGCAGAUAUUUCCUACACUGGACUCAGAGCUCCAGGUUGUGAAACAAACAGCAGAGCUGCUGAAGGCUGAGCUGCAGUCCAGAAGUCGUGAGAUGAUCAAAUCUGAGAGGGAGAAGGAUGAAAUCAUUCAGAAGUUGAAGGAAACUUUUCCUACACUGGAAACAAAGCUGGAUCACCCAGAUUAA